Cladocopium goreaui is the source of this 1617-nucleotide messenger RNA. The record is from the annotation of a GenBank genome assembly. Lineage: Eukaryota; Dinophyceae; Suessiales; Symbiodiniaceae.
AUGGGCAGAAAGCCUGCUCAGAAGGAUGGGCAGCCGCUGGCAAAAGCUUUUGCCAAGGGUGCUGCUGCAAAGCAAAAAGCGCCCGCUGCAAAGACCGCGCCAAAGACCAAUUCGCGGCAAGACCAGGCAUCUUUGAAAGUCUUGCCAGUGGUGCCAGAAUUUGGUGACACAGCUUCCAAAGAAGCUAGUGGCAGUGCACCUCAUCAGGCAGUUCCACCUGCAAAGAGAAAAGAAUUUGCAGAAGGCUCCAAAGAUAGUUUUGGCCAGGCUUUGGCCGCCGGCGCAAGUGAUGAGGGUCACUUGGAGCCACAUAAGCGGCUUUGUUUGGAAUCAGCUGCACAGACGGCUGAGAAGGCAGUUAUUGAGGAUUUGGUUAGGGCUCAGUUGGACAAGGCCAAUCAAGAGCACCAGAGCACAGGACUUGAAGUGGAUACCGGAGCGGAAGGAACAAUCUCAAAGUCUUCAUCUACCGCUCUUGGUGCUGUUGGCGCUGAGCUUGGGAACAAUGAUGAGGUUAGGGCUGCAGUUGCCGCUACCGAACCGUCGAAGGGCAGCAAUGAGAAAUGUCCAGAUGUCAAACCUGAGGUCAAGCCUUCUAGCCCACCGCAAGAAGGCAAGUCAAAGAAUCCGUUACUGGAAGAGACUCAGUCUGCAGCCUUGGCAGAGGCAAAGAACGCAGGAGAGGAAGCACAAGCAGCAACAGUUGAGAAAAAAGAUGAAGAUCCGGCCUCCUCGGCCCCACUUGAACCCACGGCAGAAAAAGAUGAUGCUCUUUCUUCAGCUGUGAAGGAUCAGGGUGGUGACCUUCCUUCCCUUUCUUCUUCAGCUUUGCCGCCAAGUGGAGGAAGUGUGGCCAAUGAAUCGUCAAAACAUGGUGAUGCUGGGGACUCUUCGGCUUUGCAGCAACAAGGAGAAGAGGAUGUCACAAUGGACCCUCCGCCGGAAGAGGCUCAGCCUGCAGCCUUGCCAGACAGAAAGAACGCAGGAGAGGAAGCACAAACAGCAACAGUUGAGAAAAAAGAUGACGAUCCGGCCUCCUUGGCCCCACGUGAACCCAUGGCAGGAAAAGGCGGAAGUGUGGCCAAUGCAUCACCAAAACAGGAUGAUGCUGGGGACUCUUUGGCUUUGCAGCAACAAGGAGCAGAGGAUGCCACGAUGGACCCUCCGCCGGAAGAGGCUCAGUCUGCAGCAGUUGGAGAUUUCGUGGACAUUGCCGAGUGCUACAGGGAGAGAAUUUUGCAAGAGCUUCUGGAGAUGACGGAUGAGUCAAGAAGAAAAGAGUUGGAGUGGGCUGACAUGCACCCAGACUUGCAUGAAUACAACGCCAGUUUGAAAGAGAGGGGCUUGCAGGAACUUUCUUUUGAGGGUGGACGAUACAAGGGUGGGUUUGGCAGCAACGCUUCUGUCCCAUUGAGCGGGUUCAUGGCGUGGCUGUGGGAAAAGGAGCAACGUGAGAAGGGCGACGACAGCGACGAGGAUCACGAAGCUGAAGCUGGUUCCGGGAGUGAUGCUGAAUCGAUCACAGCUUUGAUUGAAAGCGAGAUGAGCAAGAUGGAAUUUGACAAAAGCGAAGGCCAUUUCGCUGCUGCCUUGCUUUCAAUUUUCACAAUCCAUUGA